AUGGAUCCAUUUUCUCUCAGACGACCAUUCAUCGCCAACCCACUGAAGACCAAAGAUGACCUCGCGAGCUACCUCGUCAAUCUCCUCAACCCGCUCGAGGCUCACACCUCCCCAGGCGGGGCGCGUAUCCAUCUCGGACACACUGCAACGCAUUACGAUGAGGCGGCUGCACAGCUUGAGGGGUUUUCCCGUCCGAUCUGGGGGCUCGCGUCGCUUCUUGCGGGUGGCGGUCAUUACAGCGGCGCGCAGCGCUGGGUGGACGGCUACGCGAACGGAACCAACCCUGACCACGCUGAGUUUUGGGGGAACAUGAGGAGCAAGGACCAGCGGAUGGUUGAGUGCUCGGCCAUCGGGUUCUCGUUGGCAGUCGCGAAGGGGGAGCUAUGGGACCGGAUGAGCAAGGAGGCGCAGAAGAACUUUGAGGAUUGGUUGGGAGGGAUGAAUGAUAAAGAGAUGCCGAAUACGAACUGGCUAUGGUUUAGAGUUUUCGCGAACCUUGGGCUGUCGAAGGUUGGAUCGCCUCGUUAUGACGCAAAGCGUAUGAAGGCAGACAUGGACCAUCUCGACACGUUCUACAUCGGAGAAGGCUGGUCUCGCGACGGACCCGAGGGCGUUGUUCAGCUCGAUUACUAUUCCUCAUCAUUUGCGAUCCAGUUUGCACAGCUCGUGUACUCAAAGCUCGCUCAGGACGAAGAUCCGAAGCGGUGUGAGGAGUAUCGCAACCGCGCUCGCCGCUUUGCUCAGGAUUUUGUUCACUACUUUGACCCUGAAGGGCGUGCGAUCCCUUUCGGCCGAAGCAUGACCUAUCGGUUUGCGAUGUCCUCCUUCUGGGGUGCCCUUGCUUUCGCCGACGUCGAGCUGCCAGCACCACUCACAUGGGGCGUUGUCAAAGGCCUGCAGCUGCGCAAUAUCCGCUACUGGCUGAAGCAGCCCGGCGCGUACUAUUCUGACGGCACGAUGACGAUCGGGUAUUGCUACCCAAACCUGAACAUGACCGAGAAUUACAACUCGCCUGGCUCGCCGUACUGGUGUUGCAAGUCGUUCAUCACGCUUUCCCUCCCCACGUCGCACCCGUUCUGGGCAUCGCCGGAAGAGCCAUACCCUACCUCACUCCUGGGCACGGUCGCUCCGCUGUACAAGCCACUUCACAUCGCGUCUAAUUUGGGCGGCCAUACUUUCAUUCUUUCGUCGGGCCAACAAUGCUCCUACCCUGUCAAGCAGAGCGCCGCCAAGUACGGCAAAUUCGCGUACUCGUCCGCGUUCGGGUACAGCGUACCCACAGGCGCGCUUACUCUCGAAGAACUCUCAGCGGACAACGCACUAGCGCUGAGCGACGACCAAGGGGAGACGUGGAAGUGCCGUCGCGAGACUCGCGAGGCGCGCAUUGAAGACGGCAAGUGGCUGCAUUCGAUGUGGUAUCCGUGGAAAGGCGUCGAGGUCGAGACGUGGCUCGUGCCGCCUGCGCAGGAGGCGCCGCUGUGGCAUCUUCGCGUGCACAGGGUGAAGACGGGCCGCGAGCUCACCUCGGCAGAGGGCGGAUUCGCGAUACACGGACAGAGGGAGGAUGGGCGUGCGCUCGAGCCAGCGCCGGAGGGCCUGAUUGGAACAUACGAGCAGAGCGGGGAGGCUCGGGCCACCUCGAGCGCCGGCGUGUCUGGCGUUGCGGAUUUACGCUCUGGAGGAGAAAGAGAGGCGAAGGUCAUCCGGACGGACGCGAACUCGAACCUGAUUGUCGCGCGAGCUGUACUACCGACGCUCGUGGCGGUGUAUGAUCCCGGGGAACACUGGCUUGUGACUGCCGUAUUCGCUGUUCCGAGCAGAGAAGGCGAGAACGUUCCGCCUGACGGAUGGCAGAACGAGUGGAAAAAGAGGCCUGUGAUUCCAGCUGAGUUAGCGAAGCUGUUCUAAAUCUGUAGUGGGUCCUCUGAAUUCCGAAUUCACG
Coniophora puteana RWD-64-598 SS2 is the source of this 1942-nucleotide messenger RNA. RefSeq lists its product as uncharacterized. The record is from RefSeq and is a predicted model, not a curated record. The transcript is spliced from 3 exons. Lineage: Eukaryota; Fungi; Basidiomycota; Agaricomycetes; Boletales; Coniophoraceae. The coding region runs from base 1 to 1908 and encodes 635 amino acids.